CCCCGAGGUGAGUGGGGGUGAAGAGGCAGCAGCAGCAGCAGCGAAGAUGGCGCCGCCGCCGCUAGCGCGACGUGUCCGCCGCGGGGCCGCGAGCAGCACCGCUCCGCUCUGCUGCUUCUUCUUCGUCGUCGCCGUCGUCUUCGCCGCCGCGCUGGGCCUCGUCAACGGCGACGACGACAACGCCAUCCAACGCAACUCGAACAACCGCAACGGCGGCGGCGGAGGCGCCGCGUCGUCGCGCGAGGGCGAGGCGGCUGCGGGUCACCCCGUCGACGCUGUCGGGGCGGCCGGAGCGGCCGUGGCGCAGCCGGCGGGAGGAUACGGGCUCGAGGGGGCCGCGGGGCCUCCCGCCCCCCCCAACAACAACGCGCCCAGGAGGCCGAUGCAGAAGCGAGGCCCGCAGGGCCCCGCGUGGAAGAUCGCGGAGGAGGCGGCGUGCACCGACGACGUCAAGCACCUGUGCCCCAAGAAUACGUGGGGCAACAACUUCGCGGUGCUCGAGUGUCUGCAGGACAACCCCGAGGUGGAUGAUAAGAUAUCCCCGGACUGUCAUCACCUGCUGUGGAAUUACAAGCACAACCUGACGACGGACGAGCGGUUUGACGUGGCGGCGGGGGAAGUGUGCAAGACCGCCCUGCAGGAGCUCAAGGAGUGCCAGGGCCAGGAGCGUGGCAAGGGCUACCUUAUCUCGUGCCUCAUCGACAACCGGCCCAACAUCACCGACUACCAGUGCCACCAGUUUGUGACGCGCAUGACGAGCAUCGUGUUCAGCGACUACCGCAUGAUCUGCGGCUUCGUGGAGAACUGCAAGCAGGACAUCAACCGGCUGCAGUGCGGACGCAUCGGAGCCGACCCCAAGGACCUCCACUCGCAGGGCGCCGUCGUGAGCUGCCUGGAGAAGGCCCUGACGGACGAGAACGAGCAGAACCAGGGUCCGCAUCUCCAGGAGGAGUGCAAGAAGUCGAUCCUGCGCGUCGCCGAGCUCUCGUCGGACGACUUCCACCUCGACCGGCAGCUCUACUUCGCCUGCCACAGCGACCGCGAGCGCUUCUGCGAGAAGGUCACCGCCGGGGAGGGCCGCGUCUACAAGUGUCUCUUCAACCACAAGUUUGAGGAUGACAUGACCGACAAGUGCCGAGUGGCGCUCACCAUGCGCCAGAAGCUCAUUACGCAGGACUACAAGGUGAGCUACUCGCUGGCGAAGGCGUGCCGUGCCGACCUCAAGAAGUUCCGCUGCACGGGGGAGAACCUUCCGCGGGCUCGCGAGGCCCGCCUCUCCUACUUGCUGCUCUGCCUCGAGUCUGCGGUGCACAAAGGGCGCCAGGUGAGCAGCGACUGCCAGGCCGAGAUGCUCGACUUCCGGAGGAUGCUCAUGGAGGACUUCUCGCUGAGCCCCGAGAUCAUGCUCAGCUGCCGCGGCGAGAUCGACACCCGCUGCUCGGGCCUGCACCGCAAGGGCCGCACGCUGCACUGCCUGAUGCGCGCCGUGCGCGGGGAGGACGGCAAGGCGCCGCUCGGCCAGAGCUGCCAGACCGCCCUCCAGGAGCUGGUUCAGGAGGCAAACCCCGGAGCGGACUACCGCAUCGACCGGGCACUCAACGAAGCGUGCGAGUCCGUCAUCCAGACGGCGUGCAAACACAUCCGCAACGGGGACCCCAUGAUCCUCUCCUGCCUGAUGGAACAUCUGUACACCGACCACAUGGUGGAGGACUGUGAGCAGAAACUCCUGGAGCUGCAGUACUUCAUCUCCAGAGACUGGAAGUUGGACCCCAUCCUGUACCGGCACUGCCAGGGCGACGCGGCGCGCCUUUGCCACACGGUGGGCUGGAACGACACCUCCGAGACCCUGCCGCCCGGGGCCGUGUUCUCCUGCCUCUACCGGCACGCGCACCGCACCGAGUCUCAGGGCCGCCGGCUGUCCCGCGACUGCAAGCACGAGGUGCGCCGCAUCCUGCAGCAGCGCGCCCUGGAUGUGCACCUGAACCCCGAGCUGCAGGAGAGCUGCCUGGCCGACCUGGGCAAGUGGUGCUCUGAGAAGCCGGGCAAGGAGCUGGAAUGUCUGCAGGACAAGCUGGACGAGCUGCUGAAGCCGUGCAAGGACAUUGUGACCAACCUCACGGAGAUGGAGUCCGAGGACAUUGAGAUUGAAGCGCUGCUCAUGAGGGCGUGCGAGCCCAUCAUUCAGGCGUACUGCCACACCGUUGCGGACGACAAGGGUGAAACGGACGACCUGAUGGAAUGUUUGGUGGAGAACAAGCAUCAAAAGGAAAUCAACGAAAAGUGCUACAUUGGCAUUACGCAUUUCCAGCUGAUCCAGAUGAAGGAUUUCCGAUUUUCGUUCAAGUUCAAGACGGCCUGCAAGGAAGACGUUCUCAAGCUGUGUCCGAACAUACGGAGAAAGUCGGACGUGGUGUUUUGCCUGAGCAGCAUGGUGCGCAACGACACGCUGCUGGAGAGCAAGGACCAGCGCGUGUCCGUCAAGUGCCGCAAGCAACUGCGUGUCGAGGAGCUUGAAAUGACGGAGGACCUGCGGCUCGACCCGGAACUGAGUGAAACUUGUGAGCCUGACAUCAAGAAGUUCUGCAAAGAGGCCUCCUUUGGGAAUGCGCAGGUGCUCGAGUGCCUCAAGGACAAGCGGAAGAACCUCAGCCCCAAGUGCCACGAGAAGCUCUUCAAGCGUGAGGAGCAGGAGAUGUCUGAUCCCGAGAUGGACUACACGCUCAUGCGGGUCUGCAAGCAGAUGAUCAAGCGCUUCUGCUCCGAGUCGGACCCUCGCGACAUCAUGCAGUGCCUGAAGCAGAACAAGCACAGCGAGGUCAUGGACCCCAAGUGCAAGCAGAUGAUCACCAAGCGGCAGAUCGUGCAGUACUCAGACUAUCGGCUGAACCCCAUCCUCAAGAAGUCGUGCAAAGGAGACAUCCCCAAGUUCUGCAAGGCUGUGCUGGAGCAGGAGAAGAACGAUGAAGAGUUGGAAGGAAAAGUCAUCUCGUGCCUCAAGCUCAAAUACGGCAAACAGCGUAUGUCCAUGGACUGCGAGGACCAGAUCCGCCUUGCCAUCCAGGAGUCUGCUAUGGACUACCGCCUGGACCCUCAGUUGCAAAUGCACUGCGGCGACGACAUUUCGAAGCUGUGCGCCGACGAGGCUGCGGCGCAGGAGCAGGCGGGGCAGGUGGAGGAGUGCCUCAAGAUCAACCUGCCCAAGAUCAAGAGCGAAGGCUGCCGCACGGAGGUCUUCAACAUCCUGCAGGAGAGCAAGGCGGACGUGUUUGUCGACCCCGUGCUGCACACGGCCUGCUCGCUUGACCUCAAGCACUACUGCGGGGGCGUGGCGCCCGGGGAGGGCAAGCAGAUGUCAUGUUUACUCGAAUCACUGGAUGACAAGACAGUCCGUCUGCAGCCCGAGUGCAAGAAGCGGCUGGUCGACCGCAAGGAGAUGUGGGAGUAUGCAGCCAAGGUGGUGCCUCCCGACAGCUUGGGGGAGCUUGCCAAGACGGUCUACGACUCCCCGUCGCGCACGUACUUCCUGAUCGUCAUCCUCGCCGCCAUCUGCGUGCUCUUCGCCUUCGGCCUGCUGUGCGGCCGCAUCACCAAGCGCGUGGCACGCGAUGUCAAGGACAGGUAGAACGCCCGCCCGCCAGCCAGCCAGCUCGCUCGCCCCAACCAGUCAACGAUCCUACGGCCACGCGUUUGUUGCGUCGAUACACGCCAGCAAAGUUGCGUGCGGUUGUUCUCCUUUUUCUGCCUCUAGCGUCGUCUACUGCGGUCUCUCUUCUCUGUCCACUGCUGCUGUCUGUUGCUCCUCUUCUUUUGCCAUCGCGCUCUCACCGUGUCCGUCUAACUUAUCUGUGGUGCGUUCUGUCUAUCCUCAUGUCUUGCUCGAAGUCUUGCAACGCUGUCGCGCUCUUUCAUCUCCUGGGUUUCUUUCUCUUCCGAGCCUCUCCUCGGUGUGCGAGCUCCUGGUUUUGUGUUGUUGUACUGCGGAUCGUCUUUGAGCGUCUCCACCGUAGCCCCCUUCAUGUCACAGCGCACAUUCCCAUCGGCACUUCGACCGUAGGUCCAAGACAAUUCUUGGAUGGGCGUCUUGUUGGAUAACUGUGAGCGGUUGCAGGUAUCUAACCGGCGGUCUCGUGUUCUCUUAACUCGAGCUCCGUCUCUGUGUUUAUCUCGUGGACCGAUUGUUCAAAGUGUCACACUCUUGACGACACAAUUAAUUGACUUCAUCCGAAAUACUUUAUUUGUAUUUGUUUAUUUGCCCUUGAAACUGAGAAUUGAGAUUUGUAACGGAAUGCUGUUUGGUUCUCCCAACCUUUCCAAUGCAGUGUGCAUGUGGUGACAUUGUAGCCAAGCAAAGCUGCGCUUUCAUUUUUGUCUGAAGAAUUCCCUAUUUUUCAGAAACAAUCUGCAAAAUCCGGAGCUCUAUGUCGCUACAUACUUUUCAAUCGUGCGCAAUUGAAGCGUAAUAGUGUUAGAUGAUACUUGUUUAAUCAAGUGCUGGAUACAAAUUGCUGUUCACGUUGUCAGGAGGUGAAAGCGCCAUCGCCUUGGUUGAGCUCGUUUGAUUCAAGUGUGUUGGUUUUCAUUUUCUUGUUUUCCUUGGGUUACUCGCGAGAGGUAGUCUUUCAAAAGUGACAGAUAGUCGCGAGUGUAAUUCCGCCUGGGAGUUGGGCGGGCUGGUUUGAUUGUCGCGCUGGAUCUUAAAACGCCUCGCUGGAUUUGUGCGUGGCGUUGGCGAUGCUCGUUACGUGACAACGAAACCAAACUCUAAACGUCAAAACGCGAAACGUCAAAACUCUAAACGUCAAAUCGCUACGUGCGGAGUGUUGGUCGAUGGACACGUUCCUCGUGUGUCCCAACAGUUGAGAUUCCCAGCGUAAGAUUAUUCAAUCUUCGGAUUCCCACGUAUUUUUUUUGGGGGGGGCGGCAUUUAAAUACAUUAGCGAGCAAUACAUUUUUCAACUUCGUUCAAUUACAUUGGCGGAACGAAUGGACCCCCCCCCCCCCCCCGGCCACCCUGCGAGUUACGUAGCCUGCGGUUGUGUCGUUGCAAGCAUAUACUCAUUCUACAAUUGUGUCUCGUGCCCUUUGUGUUUAACACAAACGGAUUUGUCCAUCAACCGGUCACCUUACAGAGAGCCAGUGGUUAUAUUUGUUUAGGUGGAACUCAGCUUAUCGUAUUGGGUACCAUUUUUGUGUGUGUGUACAUAUAAAAACAAAAAUAUCAUUAGCUGUCAACCCUAUAAUCUUAAGCCAUUAAAACCCAUUAAUCGAGAAACGGUCUAGUUACUGAUCAUUUAGUUUCAGGGCACAAAUGUACAAACGGGUGUAUUUAAUUCUAAGAAAUGUGGUCAAAAAGGUUCUGUUGGGAUACAAUAAUAUUAUUACUGUUAUUUUUAAUGGCCAGGUGUGAAUUUAAUAAAGUAAUGCGGUUUGUUUGGGAAA
Lethenteron reissneri (Far Eastern brook lamprey) is the source of this 5439-nucleotide messenger RNA. RefSeq names its product golgi glycoprotein 1 (gene GLG1). The record is from RefSeq and is a predicted model, not a curated record. Gene Ontology annotation, cellular component: Golgi membrane. Gene Ontology annotation, molecular function: fibroblast growth factor binding. Lineage: Eukaryota; Metazoa; Chordata; Hyperoartia; Petromyzontiformes; Petromyzontidae.